This is a messenger RNA of Mauremys reevesii (Reeves's turtle), 1304 nucleotides long. RefSeq names its product translocase of outer mitochondrial membrane 40 (gene TOMM40). Gene Ontology annotation, molecular function: transmembrane protein transporter activity. Gene Ontology annotation, biological process: protein import into mitochondrial matrix. NCBI's taxonomy places the organism in Eukaryota, Metazoa, Chordata, Testudines, Geoemydidae. The transcript has 10 exons. The coding region runs from base 160 to 1173 and encodes 337 amino acids. The record is from RefSeq and is a predicted model, not a curated record. Gene Ontology annotation, cellular component: mitochondrial outer membrane; mitochondrial outer membrane translocase complex.
UUAGGCAGCGGUGCAGGCGGGUUCGGGUGUCUCCCGGCUCCGGCUCCUGCUGCCGCCGCCUCGUGAGUCUGGGGCCAGGCGGGAAUCAGGCCAGGCGGGCGCUGGAGGGGCGGUGUCGGAGAGGGGGCGGGAUAGGCGGCCCCCGGGAAGCCCCCCACCAUGGGUAACGUCCUGGCUGCCAGCUCCCCCACACCCUCCCCCACCAUGCCGAGUCCUGGAUCUGGGCUGGUGUCAGUGCCUCCUGGCUUCACCAUGCCCCCUGUCAGCGGGCUGGGCCCUCCUGCGCAGGAGCAGCCGGAGGAGAAGGGGGAUCGGCUGCCCAACCCAGGCACCUUUGAGGAAUGUCACCGCAAGUGCAAAGAAUUGUUCCCCAUCCAGAUGGAAGGUGUGAAACUGACACUGAAUAAAGGUCUUAGCAACCAUUUCCAGGUGAAUCACAGCGUCGCUCUCAGCUCUGUGGGCGACUCCAACUACCACUUCGGGGUCACCUAUGUGGGCACCAAGCAGCUCAGCCCCACAGAGGCCUUCCCGGUGCUGGUGGGCGACAUGGACAACAGUGGCAGCCUCAAUGCCCAGAUCAUCCACCAGCUCUCGACCCGGCUGCGCUCCAAGGUGGCCUUCCAGACACAGCAGUCCAAGUUCGUGAACUGGCAGGUGGAUGGAGAGUAUCGGGGGGAGGAUUUCACGGCGGCAGUGACGCUGGGAAACCCCGACAUCCUGGUGGGCUCAGGGAUCCUGGUAGCCCAUUACCUACAGAGCAUCACGCCCUGCCUGGCGCUGGGCGGCGAGCUGGUCUAUCACCGCCGGCCAGGAGAGGAGGGCACCGUCAUGUCUCUGGCUGGGAAAUACACAGCACCGAACUGGAUUGGGACCUUGACGGUGGGGCAAGCAGGGGCCCAUGCAACCUACUACCAUAAAGCCAAUGACCAGCUGCAGGUGGGGGUGGAGUUUGAGGCCAGCACGCGCAUGCAGGACACGAGCGUCUCCUUUGGCUACCAGCUUGACUUGCCCAAGGCCAACCUGCUCUUCAAAGGCUCUGUGGACAGUAAUUGGAUCGUGGGUGCGGUGCUGGAGAAGAAGCUGCUGCCGCUGCCCCUGACGCUGGCCAUGGGGGCCUUCCUGAACCACCGCAAGAACAAGUUCCAGUGCGGCUUCGGCCUCACCAUUGGCUAGAGCCCUCUCCUCCUCCUCCAGCAGCCCUCCUGCCCCCAGUCCCAGUGUCCCCCCCCCAGUCUGCCCUGCGGUUUGAGCUGCCCUGGGACCCUUUGCCCCACCCACCCGCACUGGUGCUGCCCAGUUCAGCC